Balaenoptera acutorostrata (minke whale) is the source of this 4531-nucleotide messenger RNA. It is a transcript of the gene GABRB3, whose product is annotated as gamma-aminobutyric acid type A receptor subunit beta3. The record is from RefSeq and is a predicted model, not a curated record. Gene Ontology annotation, cellular component: GABA-A receptor complex; neuron projection; membrane. Gene Ontology annotation, molecular function: extracellular ligand-gated monoatomic ion channel activity; neurotransmitter receptor activity; GABA-A receptor activity. Lineage: Eukaryota; Metazoa; Chordata; Mammalia; Artiodactyla; Balaenopteridae. Gene Ontology annotation, biological process: regulation of membrane potential; monoatomic ion transmembrane transport; signal transduction. The coding region runs from base 99 to 1520 and encodes 473 amino acids. The transcript has 9 exons.
GCCAGCGCGGCGGCGGCGGCAGCAGCAGGAGCAGCCCCGGCUGCGGGUCGCGACGGCGGCGGGGCGCCCCCUCCCCCGUGCCGGGGCGCGGCGGAGGGAUGUGGGGCUUUGCGGGAGGAAGGCUUUUCGGCAUCUUCUCGGCCCCAGUGCUGGUGGCGGUGGUGUGCUGCGCCCAGAGCGUGAACGAUCCUGGGAACAUGUCCUUUGUGAAGGAGACGGUGGACAAGCUGUUGAAAGGCUACGACAUUCGCCUAAGACCCGACUUCGGGGGUCCCCCGGUCUGCGUGGGGAUGAACAUCGACAUCGCCAGCAUAGACAUGGUUUCCGAAGUCAACAUGGAUUACACCUUGACCAUGUAUUUUCAACAAUACUGGAGAGAUAAAAGGCUCGCCUAUUCUGGGAUCCCUCUCAACCUCACGCUGGACAAUCGAGUGGCUGACCAGCUCUGGGUGCCUGACACAUAUUUCUUAAAUGACAAAAAGUCAUUUGUGCAUGGAGUGACAGUGAAGAACCGCAUGAUCCGCCUCCACCCCGAUGGGACGGUGCUCUACGGGCUCAGAAUCACCACAACCGCAGCAUGCAUGAUGGACCUGAGAAGAUACCCUUUGGAUGAGCAGAACUGCACUCUGGAGAUUGAAAGCUAUGGCUACACCACGGAUGACAUUGAAUUUUACUGGCGUGGUGGUGAUAAGGCUGUUACUGGAGUGGAGAGAAUUGAGCUCCCACAGUUCUCCAUCGUGGAGCAUCGUCUGGUCUCCAGGAAUGUUGUCUUUGCCACAGGUGCCUACCCUCGGCUCUCACUGAGCUUUCGGUUGAAGAGAAACAUUGGAUACUUCAUUCUCCAGACCUACAUGCCCUCUAUCCUAAUUACAAUUCUCUCAUGGGUAUCCUUCUGGAUCAAUUAUGAUGCAUCUGCGGCUAGAGUUGCCCUUGGGAUCACCACCGUGCUGACCAUGACGACCAUCAACACACAUCUUCGGGAGACGUUGCCCAAAAUCCCCUAUGUCAAAGCCAUUGACAUGUACCUCAUGGGCUGCUUUGUCUUUGUGUUUCUGGCCCUUCUGGAGUAUGCCUUUGUCAACUACAUUUUCUUUGGAAGAGGCCCUCAAAGGCAGAAGAAGCUUGCGGAAAAGACCGCCAAGGCAAAGAAUGACCGUUCAAAGGGUGACAGCAACCGGGUGGAUGCUCAUGGAAAUAUUCUGUUAACAUCGCUAGAGGUUCACAAUGAAAUGAAUGAGGUCACAGGUGGCAUUGGUGAUACCAGGAAUUCAGCAAUAUCCUUUGACAACUCAGGAAUCCAGUACAGGAAACAGAGCAUGCCUCGGGAAGGGCAUGGGCGACACAUGGGGGACAGAAGCAUCCCGCACAAGAAGACCCAUCUACGGAGGAGGUCUUCACAGCUCAAAAUUAAAAUCCCUGAUCUAACCGAUGUGAAUGCCAUAGACAGAUGGUCCCGGAUCGUGUUUCCAUUCACUUUCUCUCUUUUCAACUUAGUUUACUGGCUGUACUAUGUUAACUGAGUGACUGUACUUGAUUUUUCAAAGACUUCAUUUAACACUGAGUGAAAUAUUACUCUGCCUGUCAAGUUUUUAUACCUGUACACACACAGACACACACACACACAGACACACACAUAUAUACAUAUGCAAUUGUAUAUAUAUGUGAACUUUCUCAGCAUAUAUAUAAAAUACACGUGUAUAUGAGGAUGUAUGUGUAUAUGUUUAUACACACAGGUGUAAGUACCCAUGUGUAUGUCAAACAAAUACACAUACAUAUAUACAUUUUGCAGCUAUGGACAAUUUAACACAGGAUGCAUAUUAAAGAAAGUCAUAGUUUUUUCUUUUUUAAUUGAAAGGGACAAGCAUCGUCUGAAUAUUAUGCCUUGAGAAUGAGGGCGUGAAACACAAUAUCAUCCCAAAAUGUGUCUUUUACUAUCAUUAGUUAGAUGUUUUAGUUUAAAAAUCAGAAAGAAACUUAGUUAUUCUUCGAAAACUCAUACAGUGGUAAUUUAAAACCAGUCACACUUCAUACCCUCUCUUUUAGUUUAUUAAGUGAAGGCUUUUCAGCUUUCUUGGCAAUGGGACUUGUUUUCGUGGGGCAGACUUUUUCUGUACUGGUUCCAUGGGUGGGGUGAGCCUCUGGUAUGCGCUCACCUGUUUCUUAAACAUAGGUAGAGCCCACAUUGAUGUCUGCACGUCCAUCUUUUGAAAGUCCAUCGGGGAUGGAUGGCAUCUCAUUGUAAGUACUCUGCUGUACAGUGUAUUUCUCUGCUCACUUGGAGUGGAUCCAGCUUCCGCAUCAUGUGGGACACAGCAGCACAUUUUGGCAAAGUUGAGUUGACAUUUCAAUCAGUGAACACGUGCUCUACAUCUCUUAUGGAUUUCUAGGCCUGGUAUCUAACAGAAAGCUUAGACGUCUCAGGUUAUUUGUUACUCUAAGGUAAAACCAUCUAGGAUGAUUUUCCCCCUUGUCUUUAAGUUAUCAAUCACUCAUAACAUUGUAUGUUAAUAUCAAAUAUAUUUGCAUAAUAUGCAUAUAUAUGUAUAUUUACCAAGAUUUUCUUUCUUACGCUUGCUAUCAUGGCAGCAUGCGAUGUCAUAUUUUCUUUCUGUGAUGUAACUACUUUCUGUUCUCUAGAAUUCAGAUCGAAACGAAAAACAUUUCUGUUCAAUUUCAGAAACCAAGAAACAUCCUCAUGCCUUUAUUUCUAUAUCUGACAUAUUUCACAAGCACAUCCAACUACUCCUAGUGUAACUAGGAUGCUGCAGAAACACGACCAGUCCACACCAUGCAUCACCCAGGGACCCAUGACCGUUCUCUUGAGGCAAAGGAGAGCAACCUGACAACAAACACAGUCACUUUGGGUUCCUUCCGAUCCACAGCCUCAUCAGUAUUUGGACUUUUUAAAGCUCGUAGAAACAAGACAAGGUGCACCGGUUUCAUAGAUGCAACCUUAACUUACUAUUUAGAUGAGAUCUUUCUAAAGAAAAAAAAAGAGAUGAUAUAUUUUUUGUAAACAAUAUUUCUAUCACAGGCAUCCAUAAACUGAAAUGACUACAGUUGUGCAAACAGAUGUCACAGUGAAGUUAAGCAUUUGGAGAAACAAAAAAGCAAACUAUUCAGGAAAGAACUGCUAAAUUAAUACUUUAUCCCAAAAUGCCACAUAUGCCUCACCCUCUCUGUUCUAUCGAAAACCAAUGACCAGAGUCUUGCCCAGUAUUCUCAGAGCUGACCCCAGUUUUCCCCACUGGUAGGGGCACCACCCUCCUUGCGGGUGUAUGUGCUGUGGGCUAUCCCCAGGAGCUGACUACUACUUGAUUUACCUUGGUGGCUGAUGACAACCUUUAAUUUGUAAAGGUUGUAACAGGUCAAACCCACCAUCAGGUAGUACACAAACCACAAAGUCUCAUGCUAGAAGCAGUGACCAAUUUUUAUACCCUUUCCCCUCUUUCAUUCUUAUCUUUCUUCAGCAUCUUCUCCCAACCGCUGCUCUCUGGUUUUACUUUUAUCUGGAGACUAGCCAGUGACUUCUUGUUCCUUGGCUUUUUUCUGACAAUUUUUUUUCAUGGGUAACAAUGGGGGAAUCCUAAAAGUUAAACAGAUUGGGAAAAACCUUGUAAGUGGCCUUAUCAUUGUUAACAUGUUAAAGAAAAAAAAAAAGACAUUGUGAAGACCUUAUCCCUUUCAAUACUUCAGGUAUCUUCUUCUGUAUCAGUGAUUCAAGGAGUGAGCUCCACAUGCAGAAGAGGGACCCCAAAAUGCAAAUGAACAUGGACAAAAUUGUCAACGGUUGAUUUAAAUGUACAAUUUAUAUAUUCAGAACUGUGACAUUAAUUCUUUCUGGGAGAAAAGUGAUUCAAAAUGUUUUUGAUGCAUAGUUGAGGUACCCAACUGUCAAAAGCAGAGACCCCAUGGGGCUCAGAAGAACUGCAGUCUAUGUCCCAAGAUUUUCUGGAUAUAAAUUUGCAUGGUAUAGUCAUAAUAGCUUUUGAGCUUUUUAUAUGCAUUUGGCACCGAGACUGGGAUCCACAACUUUGUAGACACUGCAAUGACGUUAAACAUAAUAGCUAUACUAUAAAUAGUGUUUGUAACUACACACACACAUGCGCACACACACACAAUUACAUACAUAUAUUCUGUAAAAAAAAAAAAAAACUUUUUGAGAUCCUUGGGUAUGUGUUUGCUUUACUCCAUUUUAGAAGAAAAUUACUCUUCUUCUAAUAAAAUUAUUUUAUAGCUUCUCCAUUUUUAAAAGCUGUGAGAAAUCUUGAGAAGCAGAACUCUGUGCUGCCAGAAGAGAGUCGAGGUUGGCUCUCUGUUCUAUUACGAUGCCCUUUCAUUACUGCACAGUAGUUCCUGGAGCCAGUGAGUGUGGUGUAUUGAUGAAUCUGAACGCGGACCCCUGGCAUAACGUGAGGUGGUUGUUACCCUCGUCCAGACCUCUUGAGUAAGGAGAGAAAAGUCGAAAUUGGAAUCUGAUGGUAUCUCUUUCUCAACAACUGAACGUAAUAAAAAGUUGAUUUUCUACAUA